AUGAACGAACCGACUUUAGAAGAAGCAGAGGAAAAUGCAUUUCAAGUUUUGUUAUGUGUAGAUGGAAGCAAAAAUGCCUACCAAGCUUUCAAUUAUUAUGUUUCUUGUAUUCAUAAACCAAGAAACAAAGUAUUUCUGGUUCAUGUCACGAAUAUGGUCUACCCAUUAGAUUAUACAUACACUGGGGCAAUAUACGACCCUCCAGGAGGAAUAAACCCGUCACCAGCAGUGGCAAGUCAAUUCAUGGAAAACGAAAAGAAAAAAAGCGAAGAGAUAAAAGCUAAAUACAAUGCAAAGUGUGAAAAACACGGGAUUUCACACGAAUUCGUUCUUCUGUCAGAGAAUAAUAACGGUAUCGGCGCGCCAAUUGUUGCCGAAGCUAAGAAAAGAGGAGUGGAUAUGAUUUUGCUUGGUAACCGAGGACAAGGUCUUGUUCGGAGAACGAUACUUGGAUCCGUUAGUGAUUAUGUACUGCACCAUUCACAUGUUCCGACUCUAAUUUGCCCGAGGAAUGCAUAG
Styela clava is the source of this 519-nucleotide messenger RNA. RefSeq names its product universal stress protein YxiE-like. The record is from RefSeq and is a predicted model, not a curated record. Lineage: Eukaryota; Metazoa; Chordata; Ascidiacea; Stolidobranchia; Styelidae.